AUGCCUCUCGACACGUCUACAACAUAUCCUCUCACGAAGUUGCGCCUCGAUGGCCGCCGCUGGAACGAGCUCCGACUCCUUUCCGCCCAGAUUUCCACGAACCCCGCCAGUUCUGGGUCGUCCUUCUUGUCCAUGGGAAAUACAUCUAUCAUGUGCUCUGUUCACGGUCCGGCAGAAGGCAAGAGAGGAGAUGCGACAGGAGGAGCCGCGGGUUCUGCGGGGGCUAUCGUCGAGGUGGAUGUCAACGUUGCCGGGUUUGCAGGCGUCGACCGCAAGAGACGGGCGGGAGGAAGCGACAGGCAAUCCUCGCGAAUUGCGACGAUAUUGCGCUCUGCCUUCCAGUCGCAUCUUCACACCCACCUCUAUCCGCACAGCACAAUAAGCAUUCAUGUCUCUGUCCUAUCAUCCGACGGAUCACUUCUCGCGGCAGCUGUCAAUGCCUGCACACUGGCGCUCGUGGAUGCAGGUAUCCCAAUGCCGGGUCUUCUUUCUGCCUGCACAUCCGGCAUGAGCGGCAGUGCCUCGACGCCACGUGACCCUCGAAACGACUUCUUGGAUCCUCUUCUGGACCUAUCAUUGCCCGAAGAGCAGGAGCUUCCGUUCUUGACAGUGGGGACAACGACCGCCAUCCCCGUGGGUGAAGAUGCGAUGGACGACGAUGAAGACGACAUGAAGGUUUCUAUGCUGGUGAUGGACUCCAAGGUUCACUGCACAUAUCUUGAGACGAUGCUUGCUGUCGGAAUUGAUGGAUGCAAGCAAAUCCGCGAGAUCUUAGAAGGAGUCAUUAAAGGAUCGAGCCGGGGAGUAUAG
Molecule: messenger RNA, 810 nt
Organism: Aspergillus clavatus NRRL 1
Lineage: Eukaryota; Fungi; Ascomycota; Eurotiomycetes; Eurotiales; Aspergillaceae
Product: exosome non-catalytic core subunit SKI6
Exons: 2
Coding region: 1-810 (269 amino acids)
Biological process (GO): rRNA catabolic process; U4 snRNA 3'-end processing; poly(A)-dependent snoRNA 3'-end processing
Cellular component (GO): nucleolus; nuclear exosome (RNase complex); cytoplasmic exosome (RNase complex)
Source: RefSeq, a predicted model, not a curated record